AAUAUUUUGAAUAUCAUAAAUUUGAUAACCUUAUUUAAAUUAGCAUCAUGAACUUUAAAGAUUCUAUAAAUAUUGCUUAUUGUAAAAUAAAUAACUAAAAAUUUAUUAUUAAAUGAAUAAACAAGGAACAGCUCAAAUGUCGCUCAAUAAUGACUUUGAUAGACUAUUUGAAGAUGUCGAGCCUCUGCAUUGGGGAGCUUUACGGGAAUUAUGUCAUGCUAAUGCAGAAUACUUUGGGUCACAUCAAGAUGAGAAUAGUGUCAGAAUUAGGGCUGCACUUAUGGCUAUAUUAGAUCAUUUGGUACAGUUACAACCAUUAUAUAAAGAAAUUAGUAGAAUUGCACCAUUGUUUGAUCUUGAUGUGCAAACACCUGGCAAUGGAUAUAGAAGUUUCUUGGUACUAAUAGAUAAGUGUAUUAUACAUUCUCGUUCAAUUUGUCAUCAAAUAUACUGUCAAAAAGAUUCUAUAUUUUUUCGUAAAAGUUAUCACAUGAGAGAAAUUGAAGCUUGUUCACAACUGUUGGCAUCUUUGUGCACUUGCUUAGAGCACUUACAAACGCUUUAUUCAUGGAGUGAACACAUAAGUGAUGGGAAACCAUCUUUAUUUAUAGGAGAUAAUCACAAUCCACAUGAAAUGUUAAAUAAAAUAGAUACUAUUAAUCAAUAUUGUUUCUAUGGCAGGUGUUUAGGAUUUCAGUUUCAUGAUAACUUAAAGCCUAUUUUAAAAACUAUAAUGGUCUGUAUGGCAACAUUUAGUGAAGCAUUUUAUGCUAAUGGCACAUUGUUAGCAAGAUGUGCUAAUUCUGUUAAGUAUAUGUUGGAUCCUGAAACAAGGGCACGUCGUAUUGUUGAUGUGUCUCAACGUGCUGAUAUUUCAUUUUGUCAAGCUUUUUGGUUUCUCAAUGAGAAUGAUAUUGCACGCAGAUUACCUACUAUAACAUCUUCUUCUUUAGCAAUAAAUCAAAUAAUUUCUAUUCCACCUGAAGAAUUGAUCCUUCCUACAUUAGGUGGGACAUCUGUGUCAAUUCCUAUACCAAACAGUCAUAUCGGGAAGAAGCCAAUACAUGUUAGACUGUUAAGUUCCAAACGUCGUUUAGGAAUGGUUGGUUCAGGUGGAGUAGGGGGAGAAUUGCAUGGAUUAUCUAAUGAAUUGAUAAUUCAUUGUCAUGGUGGAGGUUUUGUAGCGCAGACUUCAUUGUCUCAUGAAACAUACUUACGCAAUUGGGCCAUAAAUCUUGGUAUACCUAUUUUAAGUAUAGAUUACAGUUUAGCACCCGAAGCUCCAUUCCCUCGUGCACUUGAAGAAGUGUUAUAUGCAUAUGCAUGGGCUUUAAAUCAUGCAAGUACAUUGCUUGGGAGUACAGUUCAAAAAGUACUUCUUGCUGGUGAUUCUGCUGGGGCCAACUUAAAUUUGGGAGUUACUUUAAAAUGUAUACAACUAGAUAUCAGAAAACCUGAUGGAAUAUUUAUGGCUUAUACACCAGUACUUGUCGACUUUGUAUUAUCACCUUCGCGACUACUUUGCCUUACAGACCCAAUGUUACCUAUGGGAUUUCUUAUACGUUGUUUGAAAGCAUAUGCUGCUUCAGAUAAUAAAAACAUUAUGCGGGAAAAAGAACAUGACAUCGUUGAAUGUGUAAAAUCAGAUACAGAAUCUUUUGCUGAAGUAAGUGAAAGUGAUCUAAUUGCAUUAGCCCUCAGUCCUAAUGGAGAUGAAACAAAUGAUGCAAAUAAAUUAGCAUCUUUACCAUCUGAUUCUACUUUGAAUUCCGUUACUUUAACAGAAGCUGAUGGAGCGGAACAUCUACAGGAAGAAGCAAAAUCUCAAGAAUAUAUUAAUAAAUUUUUAGAACUCUAUCGAAAUUGUGGUACAAACGCUUCAACACAUAUUGGAAAUGGCACUGUUAAUACGGAUAACAUUUCAAGGAAUAAGAGAUCAUGGUCCUUUUUUGGAUGGUCUCUCAGUGGAAGGCUCAGAGAAUCCAAAGAACUGGAUACAGAAAAUACAAAAAGUCCUUUAGAAGAGUUUGUAUUCACAGUGCCGAGAGAUCCAUAUUUAAGUCCUUAUCUUGCGUCGGAUAAUCUUUUAGCACAAUUACCACCCGUUAAAAUGCUGACAUUAGAGUUGGAUCCAUGCCUUGAUGACUCUGUCAUGUUUGCAAGGAAACUUCGAUUGCUCGGUGUAUUAGUUACGCUUGAUAUAUUGCCAGGUUUACCGCAUGGGUUUCUUAAUUUAACACCGGUUUCAAAAGAAGCAUCCGAAGGAUCAGAUUUAUGUGUGAAAAGAUUGCAGGAACUAUUAGCAUCAUAAUUAUAUGCAUGUAGCAAAUACUCAUUAAAGUAUAAACGUUAAUA
This is a messenger RNA of Eufriesea mexicana, 2355 nucleotides long. RefSeq names its product hormone-sensitive lipase (gene Hsl). The record is from RefSeq and is a predicted model, not a curated record. The transcript is spliced from 11 exons. Gene Ontology annotation, molecular function: triacylglycerol lipase activity; sterol ester esterase activity. NCBI's taxonomy places the organism in Eukaryota, Metazoa, Arthropoda, Insecta, Hymenoptera, Apidae. Gene Ontology annotation, biological process: triglyceride catabolic process; cholesterol metabolic process. Bases 113 to 2311 code for a protein of 732 amino acids. Gene Ontology annotation, cellular component: cytosol.